Phanerochaete carnosa HHB-10118-sp is the source of this 216-nucleotide messenger RNA. RefSeq lists its product as uncharacterized. The record is from RefSeq and is a predicted model, not a curated record. The transcript has 2 exons. NCBI's taxonomy places the organism in Eukaryota, Fungi, Basidiomycota, Agaricomycetes, Polyporales, Phanerochaetaceae. The annotation marks the transcript as partial.
UGGGCCGGAAUAGAGGACACUGCUGCGACGGACGACGAAGGAAAGAUGAAAGGAUAUUCUGAGGAUAUCGAUACCCUCCUCGUCUUCGCUGGUCUAUUCUCUGCCAUCCUCACCGCAUUUGUUGUCUCGACCUAUACGAUGCUUCAGCCAUCGAGCGCCGACCUGACGAACCAACUCCUCACCACAAAUAACCAGAUACUCGCCCAAAACAGUCAG